GUCGUUCAGUGUGUUUUGAGAAGACAAAAAAAAGUCGGAAAUCCUCAUCUUCUUCCUCGCGCUAGCACAGUGCCUCUGCAACGAGAUAGCCGCCGUCUGCAAAUCAAGCAAGUAAGGCCUAUCGUUUUAAAGAAAAAGAAGCAGCAAUUGCAGGGGUCACAUUUCUUCUCCCCAAGCCAUUGUUACUGGUUUGCAAGGGUCAGUUGACCCCCUUUACCCCAAUGUGGAUCCGCCACUGCACACAGCCACCCACCGACCGAUAGCCAUAUCUGCCCCAACGCACCCACCACCACAAACGACCUUACCGCCCCAAACGCCCGAUAGUCAAGCCACACUCAAACCCCAAAACUCUUUUUUUAAAAAUCCCCGGAUCUAGAUUUGGUGGUUGAAGAAAUAUGGGGAAAGAGAGAAAGAGAGGGUACAGAGAUCCUAGCUAUAGCUACCAGUAUAGAUGAUUGAUGUUAUUGGGUUCCUUUUACUUCUUUUGGUUAUGUUUUCGGAGGAGAAGCUAACAAAAAGCGAGGAAGAAAAUAUAAAAGGCCCUUUGAGCCUUUGCCAUUGGAGCUUCUGUGUUGGCUUUUACGCCAAUUAAUCUUUUCAACAUCUAGAUUCCGCCGCACCCACCGCCGCGCCGUCGCCGAGUUUAGGUCCUCAUCUCCACUCGGUUUAAUUCCUUACCAGUACGGUAUAAUCAAAGAUGCCCCGUAAACCGGUGAGGCAUCGCCGAUUGAUGAAGUAUCAACCUCUGACUUUUUCCCCAUUUGCUCGUCAAGUCGCUCGGGUUGCCUCCAGCUGCAUGUCCAUCCUCCAAAUGCACAGCCCAGACCUCCCGAAAAAAUCUCAACCUAACUCCACAGGUAAUGGAUCGAGAAAGAAUACUUUGAAAGUCAAGAAUGAACACUCUGAGUCUUCUGAUGAAGAAGAGUUUGAUGGAAUUGUGCAAGCAGAUUUUGCUUUCUUUGAUCCAAAACCUGAUGACUUUCAUGGAGUGAAGACCUUGCUACAGACCUACCUUGAUGAUAUAGAAUGGGAUUUGAGUGGUUUUGUAGACUUAAUUUUGGAACAGACCACUGUAGGAACUGUUGUUAAAAUAGAGGAUGAUGAAGACAAUGGAAUUUUUGCUCUUGCUACUGCCCUUAACUUGGGCAGAUAUAAGGACCACAAAUGUUUUAUGGAGGUUAAGGAGUUUCUCCUUAAGGUAUCUCAAGAGAAGGAUGUAAUAGAUGACCUGCGAGCACUUUUGGGAAAGGAAGCAGAGAGUGUCGGUCUCUUGGUCUCUCAACGGGUGAUGAAUUUACCUCCACAGCUCUGGCCACCUCUUUAUGAUGCGCUCUUUGAUGAAGUCUCUUGGGCUACAGAAGAUGAGCCAACAGAGGGGCUCCGCAAUUUCUUUCAUUUUAAGUUUUAUAUAAUAGUCAGUAAAGUUUACAAGCACAAAAAUGCACACCAGAAAAAGGGCAUGAGUGCUAGUGACGAGGAAAUAAUAUAUAUAAAGCCAGAAGAUGAAAUUUUUCAUGAGCUAAGCUCCUGGUCGUUUGAAUUUUCUUUGCACACUCAGCAGCUUGCAACUCAUGAGCUGAGAGACUAUCAGCAAAUGGGGUUAGUCAUGGCGGUUAAAGCAGACAAGAUCCCUGCAUUUCGACAGCAGUUAAAAUCUUUCGUAGAGGGAUCAUGAUGCUAAUCGAAAGCUGUCCGCAGGAGUUGCAGGUGCCAAAUUUUGAUUUAUAUUUGAAGGCAUGAGGACAUUCACAUGGUGAAGGUUUUGGAAGCGCUCGUUGGUCCCAAAUGGUCCCUCAAAAGAUUCAUCGAAAGAGCAGAGCUAGGAAAGGUACAGAAAUAUUGUAUUGAGAAACGUGUCAUGGACCAUCAUAAGCUAUUAUCUCCCAGAUUCUAUAUGAACCAGAAAGGAAAAUAGAGAAAGUUUGAAACCAUCCAAAAGAAGUGGAACUUUACGUGUGAGGCCAAAGAAGAGCACCAUUAUCUUAUAAUAUUUGUGAUUUUAAAUUUUGUGUGGCGAUAAGAACAAUAUACAUGGAAUAUUUGCUUCAACUUGUUUGCACACAGAUAUCACAUAAUUACAUACACAAUGUAGUCGAUGCCUUCUGUCCAAAACCAGAACAACCCCCCGCCCACUGCCUCUUCCUUUUCUUAUCUUUUAAUGAUGGAGAAAGCUCCAGUAAAAGUUAAUUUAAAAAAAAAAGUUAAGUAAAAGUUGACUAGGCUAUAAUAUGAAAGCAGUCUCAUCAAAUUAUGAGUACUUGAAUGCUGGAGUUAUAGUACUAGUGCAUAUUGUAUGGUUCACAUGAAAGGAUUUCGAUCUUAUCUAAUUGUGGAAGUUGGCAAAGAAAGGGGCAGUGGAUUUGUGUUAGUGACGAUGUCAAUUUUGAUCAUGAAUGAGAGUAAUCUUUCAUGAGUAUAAUUAAUAAUACCAUUAGCUGGUAAUCAUAUUUAUAAUAAUGAAUGAUUGCGUU
Messenger RNA from Prunus persica (peach), 2471 nucleotides. Its product is annotated as protein BCCIP homolog. The transcript is spliced from 10 exons. The coding region runs from base 698 to 1675 and encodes 325 amino acids. NCBI's taxonomy places the organism in Eukaryota, Viridiplantae, Streptophyta, Magnoliopsida, Rosales, Rosaceae. The record is from RefSeq and is a predicted model, not a curated record. Gene Ontology annotation, cellular component: nucleus.